AUGUUUUAUUCUCAUGAGAUUCUCAACAGCUCCCAGUAUGGGGUUGCUACUAUUUGGCUGGUGGCCACAGUGGGCAAAGGAAACCAGAAGAGACUUACCAAGAAGGCGAUCCAAGAGGUCAACGUUCCAAAGGCGUGCGAGAAGAUAUUGGACCCAGGAGCUCCUCUCGCUCUCCGUCUCCAAGGAAAUCUACUCUAUGGUGUCUCGCGUGUUUUCGAGCAGCAGUGCGCCUAUGUCCUCACGGAUGCUGAAAAGACUCAAUCGGAUAUGGUGACUUUUUUUCGAAUCAUUCAAACAAGUGAAACUGAUCCGCGGGCCGGAAAGACCAAGCGUCAGAACAUUGUCUUGCAAGAUGACCCUGCUUUUGAUCCGUUCACCUCACUUCCAAAUCUGAAUCUGCUGCAAUGGGACAAGGACCUUGUACUAUUUCCAAGCCAGGGCGGAUCAAGCAAAUUUUCCCAGAUGACACCGCUCGCGGCAGCUGGUAGUCAAGGUAGCUCUUCGCCACGCCACCGCUCUGCACUGAUUAACCUUGAGCUCCCACCUUCUUCACAGUCUGCUGCAAGUUGCCGUCUUCCUUCAGAUUUCGGCAGACUCAGCCCUUUGUUUGGUAAAUCAAUUCACCAUUCCGACAGCAUGGCUGAGUUCCAGCCGUUUGGUGACGAUGAAUUUCCAUCCAUCUCGGGAAUCGGCUUCGAAUUCGACGCAGAGGGUAAUCUUGUUAGCAUUCUUGAUCAGGAUCUUGGGCCCGAGCCCGAGCUGCCUCCUCUUCCUGCUCCGGCAAAGGCUACAAGCAAUCUUGGAUUGCAGCGAGUGAUGAGAGAUGAUGACCAGAGAAGUGAGCGAGCAGAAGCAGAUACCAAUCAGGUAUCUGCUAGGAUGGUCAGAUCGAGACGAAUCGAUCCAAAUGCCAUGAUGGAUGAAAGAAUCACAGUUUCUAGCCGAGAACUCAGAGAUUGGACUGAAAAUUACAUUGCAAACGCUGAAUCUCUCCGUCAGCAACAGCGAAAGACCACCACUACUCUUGGCCAAGCGAGGAAGAAUGCAGUGACGCUCCUCUACGACUACGGUGUGGCCAGUGUCGGGGCAUAUCAUCAAGCAGAAGGCCUAUUCCACCCCUUGGCAGCUGAUUUUGCAGGAAUCUCGUUGAAAGCACGCCUCCAAGGCAAAGAGCCGGAUGAGAUUGAACAACUCGAACCUGCAAAGAGAGGCCGUCGACGAAAGUCAGACGAAGCUUUCGAAGGCGAACAUGAUGAAGACGAACGAAACACAAAGCAGCGACUCGUUGAUGAAGUUGAACUUGGACGAGGCGGAAAUCCUGAUGAAGCACACAUCAUGUUUGAUGACAACUCUGUUCCCGAGAUUGGAAUGGAGGCCGAGCCGCCAAUGGAAGAUCGUCAUUCGUCCUCAAUGAUGCCAUGGAGCCGACCUGGCUCAGCCGUUCCAGGCUCUUCCGUCCGAGGCAGUGCCCAGAAGCCCAAGACUGCCCCCAGCCCUCUCCUCGGUCGCGGAAGUGCCCUGAGCUCCAUCGACCGCCAUAGCGAUCCCGCCGAGCCCUUCUUUGGAAUGGACGACUUUGGUUCUCACGAUUCAUCUUUCCAGCUUGGUGGACCUGUGGGCCCUCUUGACUACGAUCGAGACAAUGCCACUCAGCUUUCGACUCAAGGCCUCGACGUCACCAGCCAGGAUUUCUUGGGAUACGUAGCUGAGCAGGCCGCAAAGACAGGUGUAACCCACAGUCGAGACAAGAAGCAUCGUCAGUGGAUUGAGUUCAGAGAACUAGCUGAACCAUUGACUCACCCUAGAGCCGUUGCCGCUCAGGCGUUUUUACAUGUGCUGUCUCUGGCAUCGAAGAACGUCAUCUCAGUUCAUCAGGAAGGUACGGCAGCCAUGCAGCCAUUUGGAGCCAUUCACAUUGGAAUCAAUACCUCCGUCAAUGAAAUGUUUGAGACGCAGGUGGAGUCGGAAGAUGAGCUUGCUUGA
Molecule: messenger RNA, 1983 nt
Organism: Trichoderma atroviride IMI 206040
Lineage: Eukaryota; Fungi; Ascomycota; Sordariomycetes; Hypocreales; Hypocreaceae
Source: RefSeq, a predicted model, not a curated record